AUGACUGCUACAACACCUGGGGUCCAAUUGCCUCCGGGCAACACGACGUUGACGGUGAAGUUGAUUAAUCCAGUCAAUUUUGGGCCGGCUAUAUUGAAUCGUUUCAUGGCACCGCCUGUCCCCGGGCUGGAAACUUUUAAGACUUCACCUUCUCUGACAUUCUUCUUGGAGCAUCCCUCUGGCAGGAAGCUGGUCUUUGAUCUUGGUAUUCGGAAGGAUUAUGGCAAUUAUUCCAAGCCGAUUACCGACUAUCUUCCAACCACAAAAUACGACAUCCAGGUGACGAAGAACGUGAUCGAUGUUCUCCAGGAACACGGGAUCGCGGGAUCUGAUAUUGAGGCCGUCAUAUGGAGCCACUGGCAUUGGGAUCAUAUUGGGGAUCCAUCUAGUUUCCCCUCCUCUACAGACUUGAUAGUUGGGCCAGGCUUCAAGAAAGCCAUGUUGCCUGGCUACCCAGCAAACCCAAGCUCGCCAAUUCGUGAAAGCGACUAUGAGGGUCGGACACUACGUGAAAUCGAGUUUGACAGUCCCGAACAACUGCGUAUUGGAGAGUUCAGCGCCUUUGACUACUUCGGAGAUGGAUCUUUCUACCUUCUAGACAGCCCUGGACAUGCCAUCGGGCAUCUUUGUGGACUUGCGCGAACAACGACAAAUCCUGACACCUUUGUUCUCAUGGGAGGCGACAUAUGUCACUAUGCAGGCAUUUUCCGGCCCUCACCUCAUCUCCCGGUGCCCUCAUCAAUCUCUCCACACCCUUUCCGGCCUGAAAGCAGCACGCCUCUAUGUCCAGGCACCGCUUUCGACGAGUUGCAGAAGUCCAGAGGGAGAAAAUCCACCGAUUCCCUGUUUGAUAUGACCUUUGGCGGUGACAUCCCUCUGGCGAACAAAACCAAAGGCCACCUGCAGCAGCUGGAUUGCGAUGAGAACGUCUUUGUCAUCAUUGCACACGAUUCCACCGUCAGAGACGGUGUUGAACACUUUCCAAAGACUUUAAACCAGUGGAAGGAGAAAGGGUGGGGAAAGAAGCUCAAAUGGGCAUUCUUCCGUGACCUGGAGCCGUACUGGAAAUCUCAGGACAUCCAGUAA
Molecule: messenger RNA, 1086 nt
Organism: Exophiala viscosa
Lineage: Eukaryota; Fungi; Ascomycota; Eurotiomycetes; Chaetothyriales; Herpotrichiellaceae
Product: beta-lactamase-like protein
Exons: 3
Coding region: 1-1086 (361 amino acids)
Source: RefSeq, a predicted model, not a curated record